Messenger RNA from Penicillium daleae, 552 nucleotides. RefSeq lists its product as uncharacterized. The record is from RefSeq and is a predicted model, not a curated record. Lineage: Eukaryota; Fungi; Ascomycota; Eurotiomycetes; Eurotiales; Aspergillaceae. The transcript is spliced from 3 exons. The coding region runs from base 1 to 552 and encodes 183 amino acids.
AUGAAGUUCAACCUGAUCGCACUCUCCACCCUGCUGGCCCUGGCUGCCGCCGCAGACUCCACCACCUCCACGGCGGCCCCGGCCACCACCUUGAGCGCUGAGGCUCAGUGCGCCCAGAAGUGCGAAUCCACUGAUGUCUGCUGCAUUGCUAAGUGCUACAAGGUCCCCUGCCCCAGCGACAACCAGGCCAACGACACCAACAGCUGUGUCGCUGCUUGCCCCCAGGGUACUGGCUCGCCCGCCGACACCCAGAAGUACGCCGACUGUGAACAAAAUUGCUACAGCUCGCACUUCUUCCCUGCCACUGGCGUCGCUGACGCUGCCACCAACACUGCCGCGUCUGGCUCCUCGCGCACCACUGCCUCGGGCAGCUCAGCCUCCGAGACUGGCUCGGCCAGCUCCAGCUCCAACAACGGCGCUAGCGGCACCAGCGGCUCCGCCACCGGCACCUCCUCCGGCGCUGUCCAGUCCACCGGUGCGGCCGCCAACAUCAAGCUGGGUGCCUCUGGCGCUGGCCUCUUCGGCCUGGUCCUGGCUGCCUUUGCUCUGUAA